AUGAUGCCGAGCACUCUACUGAGGGUGAGAAAGUGAGAAAGCAUAUUUUAGCAAAAAGGUAUUUUAAUUACACACUUAAUAGUCUAUACUCUACACUCUGGUGUGAACACAACUUUUAUAUAUACACUGGAAAACCAAAAAAUUCAUGUGAUUCUCUUUAUUUCAAUAUUGCUUUAUUACAGUAGUCUGAAACCAGACUUGCAAAAUUUCAAAGGUAUACCUGUAAUAUCCUUCUGAUCAUCACUUCAGACAGUGACAGAAAUUUCAUUCAUAGGAACAGUAUGUCAGUCAUAAUUCUGUGCAGUCAAAAGGUAUGUACAGUCAUCGAUAUUAGGACAAAAUAUUAAAAUAACAUAUGAUAUACGUAUCAUAUAUAUUUAUGGGGCCUGGUUCUUUCUCCAAUAUGAUUAAAAUGCCUAUAGCUCUUUCAAAGUACAAAUUAAGGCUGGGGCAAGUGGUGGACUAUCAAUCCAGGGACAAUUAAGAGUGAAUAUUCAGCCGGAAGAAACAAGAGUGUGGCGUGAGCAUGGGGAAGCAAAAGAAAACCAGGCAGUGUGCAACCAUGAAGCGAAGGCUUAGUCUCAGGGAUCAGAGGCUUAAAGAAAAGGACAGAUUGAAACCUAAAAAGAAGGAAAAGAAAGAUCCCAGCACGUUAAAGGAAAGAGAAGUCCCCCAGCACCCUUCAUGCUUAUUCUACCAAUAUAAUACACAACUGGGCCCACCUUACCACAUCUUGGUUGAUACCAACUUUAUCAACUUUUCCAUUAAAGCCAAACUGGACUUAGUGCAGUCAAUGAUGGACUGUCUGUAUGCCAAGUGCAUUCCUUGUAUAACUGACUGUGUAAUGGCUGAAAUUGAGAAAUUGGGGCAGAAGUAUCGAGUGGCCCUCAGGAUUGCCAAGGAUCCAAGAUUUGAACGAUUACCAUGCACGCACAAAGGAACCUAUGCAGAUGACUGCUUAGUACAGAGAGUGACUCAGCACAAGUGUUACAUUGUGGCCACAGUUGACCGAGACCUUAAACGAAGAAUCCGGAAAAUCCCUGGAGUUCCUAUCAUGUAUAUUUCUAACCACAGAUACAAUAUUGAACGGAUGCCAGAUGAUUAUGGAGCCCCUUGGUUCUAAUUCUUAUAAGACAAUGUUCGUAUGCCUUUCUUCAACCAACUUUCUCUGUUAACAAU
This is a messenger RNA of Otolemur garnettii (small-eared galago), 1179 nucleotides long. Its product is annotated as rRNA-processing protein FCF1 homolog. The record is from RefSeq and is a predicted model, not a curated record. NCBI's taxonomy places the organism in Eukaryota, Metazoa, Chordata, Mammalia, Primates, Galagidae. The transcript has a single exon. The coding region runs from base 527 to 1123 and encodes 198 amino acids. Gene Ontology annotation, cellular component: small-subunit processome; nucleolus.